GCCAGCGGGAUCUUGGCAAGAGGGCACGCAGACAGACAGGCAGGCAGGCAGACGGCCGGGAGGGCGGGCGGGCGGCCCCGGCGAUUAUGUUCCCCAGCCUCAUCGCCCCGCCGGCCGUGUACCCCAGCCUGCUGCGGCCCACGCCCACCCUCACCUUGCCGCAGUCGCUGCAAUCCGCUUUCUCCGGCCACUCCGGAUUCCUGGUGGAGGACCUGAUCCGGAUCGGCCGGCCCUCCGCCUUUCCGCCGCGAAGCGCCCCGGCGCCCAGCAUGUCCCCCCCGGCCGCCCGCACGGACGCGGCCACGCCGGAGCUCGGCAGCCCGGCCGCCUCCAGGAGGGGCUGCCCGCCCCCGGCCUCCGCCUCCCCCGGCGGGGACUCCACUUUCCUCAAGUUUGGGGUCAACGCCAUCCUGGCCUCCGCCCCCCGCGCCGAGUCCUCGCCGGCGGUACUGCAGAGCGGCCCCCCCAAGGCGUUCUCCUUCCCGUACUUUGACGGAUCCUUCCAGCCUUUCAUCAGAUCCUCCUACUUCCCAGCCACCUCGGCCGUCGUGCCCAUCCCCGGCACCUUCUCGUGGCCCCUGGCCGCCCGCGGCAAGCCCCGCCGCGGCAUGCUGCGUCGCGCCGUCUUCUCCGACGUGCAGCGCAAGGCACUGGAGAAGAUGUUUCAGAAGCAGAAGUACAUCAGCAAGCCCGACAGGAAGAAGUUGGCGGCCAAGCUGGGCCUCAAGGACUCGCAGGUGAAGAUCUGGUUCCAGAACAGGAGAAUGAAGUGGAGGAACUCCAAGGAAAGAGAGCUCCUCUCUUCUGGUGGCUGCAGAGAACAAACCCUCCCCACCAAGUUCAACCCUCACCCGGACCUCAGCGACGUCGGCAAGAAGUGCGCAGGAGAGGAGGAGGAGGAAGAGGAAGCUCCCAUCGCGUGCCUGCCCAGCCCCCGGCACCCCUUAAGCUACCACCAGUCCCCAGAGCACCUGCACUUGCGGGACAGACUGGACUCCCAGAUGCCUCCUUCCCCAUCUCAUUCCAGCAGCCCCAGCAAACCUUCAGACUUCUCAGACUCAGAGGAAGAGGAUGAUGAGGAGGAAGAAGAAGAGGAGGAGAUCACGGUCUCUUAGGUCACCUGCCUGCCACUACCAUUGCACGGGGACAUUGCAAAGAUGUAAAUAACAGAGUGCUAUAAAUUGAAGAGGCCACAUCCCACCUGCAUGUCCACAUGCUUCUCCAGGGCAGGUUCUUUACCACUCAGACGUAAGCCUCCCUGCUCAGAGGUAUUCCUUAUUUUGUGUCCCACGUGAAGGCUUUCAUACUUGUAGCAUCAGUCAGCCUUCUCAUAACCCCUUCUCCACGCUUCCCAACCAGCACGUGCUCAGCUAGCUGUACUCCCCUGAAAGCAAGCACCAGGCAGCUCCUCCCCUUACAGCAGGGAAGAGAGCGCAUCCUACAGCGGGAAAUGCUUUUUCCAGACCAAACACCGUCAUCAACAACAACAAAAAUAAAAACACCGCGGCUGUUUUUACCACUGUUCAAGAGCAUUUCCAGCAGCUACUAAAACUUGGAAACCUGAAGACCGUCUGACCUUGCAGCUUGCUCCUCCAAAGGUCAGUAACGUGAAGGAGGUACAGCCCAGCGCCGCCUCCCCCCUCGCUCACCCCAAGCAGCACGGCACCUGCACAACAAGCCCCUGGACAUCACCACUGCUGAUGUAAGGUAUAAGGUAACAGCAUGCCUUGUGCAAUGGGGACCUCCGGUGUUUAUCUAUUUCCCCUUUUAAUUGUGCAUCGUUCUUCCCUACUGUAGGCACAUCACUUUUCUGCCCACAGGCCUGUGUUUGUUUUCCACUUUGCCUCUGCUGUUUGUGAUGUGGACAGAGGAAAGUGGAUGUGCCUCUUUGAUUUUGACUGAACUUCGCUGUCUUUGCACAGCUUAUAUGAACUGUACGCUAUUUUGUACACUUACUCUGUAUGGAUGUUUUAUACCAAGGUUAUUGUGAAUGAAUAUAACAACGGCUCAACAAGGUUUCCCUUUUUCUUUUUUUUAAAGAAACAACAGCUAAACUACACACAAAUGCAGCUGUUUAAUUGUGUAACUUAUAAAGAAACGCCUUUAUUUUGUAUUUUACUGU
This is a messenger RNA of Cygnus olor (mute swan), 2122 nucleotides long. RefSeq names its product developing brain homeobox 1 (gene DBX1). Gene Ontology annotation, molecular function: DNA-binding transcription factor activity, RNA polymerase II-specific; DNA binding. The record is from RefSeq and is a predicted model, not a curated record. Gene Ontology annotation, biological process: regulation of transcription by RNA polymerase II; cell differentiation in spinal cord. The coding region runs from base 87 to 1115 and encodes 342 amino acids. Lineage: Eukaryota; Metazoa; Chordata; Aves; Anseriformes; Anatidae. The transcript has 4 exons.